Dracunculus medinensis (Guinea worm) is the source of this 870-nucleotide messenger RNA. The record is from the annotation of a GenBank genome assembly. NCBI's taxonomy places the organism in Eukaryota, Metazoa, Nematoda, Chromadorea, Rhabditida, Dracunculidae.
GUAAUGAGUUGUGCGAAUAACGCUUGUGUACGCUCGAGUAUAUCGAUUGUUCGUUGGCUACCUGUUGGUUUUGUUCUUAUCGUUAUAUGCUGGGCAUAUUAUGCAUAUGUUAUAGAAUUAUGUUUCUAUACUGUGGAAUGUUUGUUUGAACGCGUUAUUUAUCUCAUUAUUUUUCAUAUUUUGUUAAUUUUAUUCUUAUGGUCAUACUAUCAGACAAUUUUCUCUCCAGUUGGUCGUCCCAGAAAAGAGUUUUUUCUGACCAGUGAGGUUCGCCGUGAUUUAGAAAGUGCAUCAGAAGAGAAUUUAUCUAGAAUGAUCCUUGAACGUUACGUUUAUCAGCAACAGAUUAUCGUUGAAAAUCGUAAUUUUGAUGGAUCAAUACGUUAUUGUUACAAAUGUGGUUGUAUAAAACCUGAUCGUUGUCAUCACUGUUCUGUAUGUGGUCACUGUGUUCUAAAAUUCGACCAUCAUUGUCCAUGGGUGAAUACGUGCAUUAAUUAUUAUAAUUACAAAUUCUUUGUUCAAUUUCUUGGUUAUGGUCUUUUACUUUGUUUUUGGGGAAUUUUGACCGAUUUCCAAUAUUUCAUUGGAUUCUGGAAGAAAGAUUUACGAUUGAAUAAUGGAUUUGGCAACUUUCAAAUAUUGUUUUUAUUUUUUGUAGCAGGAAUGUUUGCAAUAUCAUUAUCGUGCCUUUUUUGUUAUCACCUCUAUCUAACUGCGAAAAAUCGCUCAACUUUAGAGACAUUCCGACCACCAAUUUUCGUUUAUGGAAUUGAUAAGAAUGCUUAUAACCUUGGAAUACGGAAAAAUUUUCUGCAAGUAUUCGGUGGCAUCACUGUGUUUUGGUUCCUCCCAGUUUUUUCGUCGUGA